AUGACCGCUCCUUCGCCUUGUCUGAGCGAACAGGCUCAUCUCUCAAUCGCUUGGCUACUCUACAGCUCACAGAGUGCGCCUCUUCCUCACAAAAUGGGCUUCUUCGACACUUUCUACUUUGACAAAGAGAAAUACCGCCGCGACCGCGAACACCUCCCUGUGGAUGAGCUCAUCAAACAGCACCAGUCACGUACAUCCUCUAUCACAGGAAACGCAGCAGGAGCCGUCGCAGGACUCUCACAUGCUCCCAUCACGGGACCCGUUGGCCUUGCUCACGCCGGGUACCAUGCACGGCAAGUCUCUGUCGCCGAACAGCAACAAAAGGUACUAGAGGAUAUGAUCGAGGAACGUGGCUACGAAAUUCCCCGGACGAGAAAGAGGGACGUCGCAAAGGGGCUCACGUACUAUGGCGCAAAGCGAGCUGUCACGAAACUCAUUGAAUAG
This is a messenger RNA of Serendipita indica DSM 11827, 444 nucleotides long. NCBI's taxonomy places the organism in Eukaryota, Fungi, Basidiomycota, Agaricomycetes, Sebacinales, Serendipitaceae. The record is from the annotation of a GenBank genome assembly.